GGAGGAACUAAGAGUGAACAGGCGGAACCACAGUGCGGAGGGCGGCAAAGAGGAGGGAAAUUUAAAAAGUCCGGACGCUCUGCUGGGGACUGUUAACUAGUAUCUUAAAAGUAUUUUUUUUAACUUAUAUAAGUAGACUGGGCGCGUUAAAGAUAAACGCAUGAUUAGUUUAGAAACAUCAAUCUUCCACUGUGGGGCAAAAUGGAGACGUAUCACGAUCAGGGCCAGGUUGUGGGGGCAGCAGUCUGAGAAGCCCAGAUCUCCCUCUCUCCAGUCACCUCCUCCAGUUCACCUAAUGCUCUCCCAGGCCAGCUGAGAGAUGUAAUCUCUCCAGCCUGUCCUGGUUCUACCCCAGGGCCUCUUUCUGGUAGGGCAUGCCCGGAAAAUCUCAUCCAGGAGGCAUCCUGAACCACCCCAACUGGUUCUUUUUGAUGUGGAGGAGGCUUUACUCUGCAUUUACCUCCUGAAAGAUUGAACUCUUCCGCCUAACUCUAAGGGAGAGGCCAGCCACCCUUUGGAGACAGCUUAUUCCACUGCUUGUAUUUGUGAUCUUGUUCUUUUGGUGACUGAUGACCCUCCUGUAUUCCUCAUCAUUCCUGUCUGAUACGCAUCCUAUGAUGGCCAUAUCAUCUGAGAACUUAUGUAGGUGGCAAUGGUAUGAGUUGUACCUGAAGUCUGAAGUGUACAGACUGAACAGAAAGGGUGAGAGGAUCGUGCCCUGCGUCGCCCCUGUGCUGCAGACUACCACAUCAGACACACAGUUGUGGAGCCUCACAUACUCUGGUCUGUUGGUGAGGUAGUUUAUGGUCCAUGCAGUCAGCUGCCUGUCCACUCCAGCUUCCCUCUCAGCAGUGCUGACUUCUCACCUGAUCAGCUGUGAGCUUUUAGAUUCCCCCUCCAAGAACAGUUACAUUGGGAGCUACUACCAGCCACCAGACAGGAUACUGCAACCUUCAAGAGAGCUGGAGCCCCCUGCUCACUCUUCUGUCAGCAUGGGCACACAGAUGGCUAGUGGCCCGGUUUCCCAGAGCAGACCAAAUAUUGACAGCAAAGCUGUGGUUGAUGCACUGAAGACCCUCCAGGAGAAAAUUAGGCGGCUGGAGCUGGAAAGGACGCAAGCAGAGAAGAGCUACCAGCAGUUCUCCCAUGAUGCUCAGAAGCAUCAGCAAGUUAUAACAUCACACAGUCAGGCAGCAGGUAGCCUCCCUGGGACUGAUAACUCUGCCAGGAGAGAACUGGGCUCAAAACUGCAGUCUGCAGAGGCUCGCUGUAAGGUUCUCGAGAAGCAGCUGGACUACAUGAGGAAAAUGGUUGAAAAUGCCAAAAAGGAGAGGAACGCUCUGAUGGAAAAUCAGGCUUCUCUGCAGAACGAGCAAACAAGCAGCUCAAACAGCCAAAUUCAGCGAGAGAAGCUGGAGAAACUCGAGUCCGAGUGUCUCAAACUGAGCAGAACCCAGACUCUGGCAGAGAUGAAGCUUGCCAUCCUGGAGCAGAAACUACUGAAAGAAGAGCAUGAGCGUAAACUCGUGCAGGAGAAGGCGGAGGUGCUGCAAAGGGAGUUUGAUGUCAGCCUUCGACCAUCUCUGCCAACCACUGAAGAGCCAAAGCCAAAGAAGAAAACAAAAAAGGCCAUCAGGAAAAACUCAAAACCUACCGAGCUGCGAUCAAACCGCCCAGUGCACAAAAAAUUGCCCUUUGUUGCAGGAACAUCGACAAGCCCGAGCCAUUCGGUUCACGCCAACGUACAAAGCAUCCUUCACAUGAUGAAGCACCACCAGCCGCAGCUGUGUGAACGAGUGAGCGCGCUGCACAGGUCUGGUUGCGGUGCAAAGAAAAACCUCCAAAAGGACUUCGCUUCAUCUUCCUCUGAUUCAUCACAGAAACCUAACGGGCAGCCUGUCGAGCAGUCGCUCAGCUCGCUCUCCGACCUGCUCCUGGCUCUGCAGGACGAGCUGGGACAGAUGAGCUUUGAGCAUCAGGAGUUGGUGCGUCAGAUUGAUGAAGCUCAGCAUCCGGAGCAGAGGCAGGACCUGCAGAGCGAACUGGAGAGGCUGGUGACCAGGAUGGAGGAUAAAGGAUCUCAGAUCACCAAGCUCCGCAAACACCAGAAGAUGAUCCAUAAAUUGAACCAGUGUCAGUCAUCUCCUGAGGAGCGCACGUCCAAAAAGCUGAGUGGGAUCAAGCCACCUGCUCCUUCUCCUGUUAAGACUAAACAGAAGGGAAAGACGGAUUUGACAACUCAGAACAACCUGCAGCUUCUCAGAGAGACACAGAAGUUCAGGAACAGCCUCAAACAGGAUGACCUCUCCUGGGAGACGUGAUGUUCUCAAUGAGCCCUUCAGUGUGCAGGCCUUGAUACUACAGCUGGAUGAAGACUGCGGGCGGGCGCAUGCAUUUUUUGUUUUGUUUUUUUUCCUCCUCCCUGCUCUUCAAAUGACUUUGAACAUUAUUAGUAAGCAAAUAGAGUGAAUGCAGUGCUCUUUAAAUAAAGUAUUGCACAAAGUGUCCUUAUAUGGUGUAGUUUGUGAAACAUGAUCUUAACCUGAUUUUAAAAUGAUGCAAAUGAAGUAUGUGCCAUAAUGA
Messenger RNA from Archocentrus centrarchus (flier cichlid), 2583 nucleotides. RefSeq names its product centrosomal protein 57, like 1 (gene cep57l1). The record is from RefSeq and is a predicted model, not a curated record. Lineage: Eukaryota; Metazoa; Chordata; Actinopteri; Cichliformes; Cichlidae. The coding region runs from base 804 to 2321 and encodes 505 amino acids. Gene Ontology annotation, molecular function: microtubule binding; identical protein binding; gamma-tubulin binding. Gene Ontology annotation, cellular component: centrosome. The transcript has 12 exons.